CCGUUGUGGUUUAAACAACAUAACAUUUAAAAGGAUAUUAAAUUUGUUUUGACUCUUAAACAUACGAAACACUAAGACUGAAACAAUGUUGUUUAUCUUGACAAUACCGUUGUUGUUUCAUGUGUGUAACUGUUUCCUUUUGGUCGAUCAGACACCGAGAAAUAUCACAAAACAGCUGACGGUGAGCAAUGGCGGUACAUUUGGCACGUGGGGGUUAAAACAGUUCUGCCCAGACGGAGAAUUUGCUAUUGGAUACGACAUCAAAGUUGAGUCGUAUCAGUACACAGGAGACGACACUUCUUUGAACGCCAUCAGACUAAUAUGCUCGGACAUCAAGGGCAGCCCUUCAGCGGAGAAACCCGUCACUUCCGCUGUUGGAGAUUGGGGCGACUGGCAGGGCCGAGCGACGUGCAACCAGAGGCCGGGGGUCAAUCUGUUCCUCAAGGCGUUUAGUCUACAGGUCGAGCCCCCACAAGGUAGCGGGGACGACACAGCAGUCAACUGGGCGAAGUUUCAGUGUCGGGAUAUGGAGGGAAACACGCCGCUGGAAGAGUUAAAUAAGCUUCCAGGACAUGGGCAGUUUGGAAGCUUCGGGAAUUGGUCCGACUCCUGUACGACUGGUAGCGCCAUUUGUGGAAUGAGGACGCUGGUGGAGGCAUUUCAGAGCGAUGGCGACGACACGGCGCUCAAUGACGCCAUCUUCUACUGUUGUCAAGAGGCAUGAUCAGUGACCAUGCUUUUUAUCAUAUGAUUUUCUUCGAAAUAUAGCAUGCGAAAAUUGUAUCAAAUGUCCUUGUUUGUUAUGCCGAUAAAAAUAAAUUGUUGCAUGCGUG
Messenger RNA from Mya arenaria, 833 nucleotides. Its product is annotated as vitelline membrane outer layer protein 1-like. The record is from RefSeq and is a predicted model, not a curated record. The transcript has 5 exons. NCBI's taxonomy places the organism in Eukaryota, Metazoa, Mollusca, Bivalvia, Myida, Myidae. Bases 86 to 724 code for a protein of 212 amino acids.